UAAUUGAUGUGUUGCAAAUACUUUGGACCGAAGUGUUUAGUGAGUCGCACUAUCUUUUCUUUUUAUUAUCUUAAAGAAAGUGGUGUUUCUCACUUUAAAAAAGGAGGGAAUUAAAUAAAUUUUAUGCACUGUCCCAUAUCUUGAGCUGCGUGCUUUAGUCCAAAUUUAUAGGAGAUUAAGUUGAUAAAGCAUGACAAGCAGCUGCAAUUAAGGAAUUUCUUCCCAUCAGAAAGAGAAGAAGGAAGAAGGCACAAGACUCAGAUGCAAUGACAUCCUCAGCUGCAAAUAACAUUCCCAAGCCCCAGAACAGUAGUAACCUGGGUAUUAUUGUGGGUGGAGCAGAAAAUCUACAACCACUAGGACCAGGAAGCUGUUCUUUGGAGCUAGACAGAGGUCAGAAAAGGCACAUAUAUAUGGCAGCUGCUUCAGGAAAUUGGAGUGAGGCUUCAUCCUAUUUCGAAAUCAAUCCUGAUUGGUUGCGAAUUCCAUUGACUUCUCGUGGAAAUACAGCCCUUCACGUUGCAGUUAGCAUGGAUCAAACAAGUUUUGUUGAAAACUUGGUGAAUUGUAUGAACAUGCAAGAUGUCGAAAUUUGCAUGGCAGAUGAGAAUACAGCCUUUUGUUUGGCUGCAAUUUCUGGAAACCUGAAAAUAGCUGAAAUACUGUUUGGCAAGAAUCCAAAGUUGUUAUGUAUGAGAGGGCACAAUGAUAUGCUGCCAAUUCAAUUAGCAUCUUCUGCAGGGCAUAUUCCCAUGACAGAAUUUUUAUUUCAAGCUACAGAUGACCUACACAAUAUUCUACCCUUCCCAGACAUCGUGAAGCUAUUUUUCAUGACCAUCACCAACAACAUUUUCACCGUGACAUCAAAGUUGUUGGAUCGCUAUCCAAAAUUGGUUACCAUUGAAAACGAAGAGGGAUUGACAACUUUGCAAAUGCUUGCUCAAUUUUCCUGGUGCAAGGAAACUGUUGGUCAUCAAGAUAUUAUAAAUUCGUUGUUUAAGGGAAUGGAAGAAGAGAAAGAGGCUCUCAACUCUGAACAAUUGUCAAAAGCAUUGUUCGAUGCAGCAAAAUCAGGAAACAUUAUGAUUCUAGAACGUCUUUUUAUGUACCAUCCAGAUUUGCUUUUUGAAGUGGAUUCCACAGAGCAAAGAAGCUUACUUCACAUUGCUAUUCUAUAUCGACAAGAAACUGUAUACCGACUAAUAUUAAGCAAGGGGGCUUCCAAGAAUGUUAUGAUGCAGUUGAUUGAUUUUGAGGGGAACAAUGUUCUUCACUUAGCUGGAAAGUUGGCACCUGAAGAAAGAUUCGCAUUAUCAACAAACCAUGUUAUCAUGCGUUGUGAAGAGAAAUGGUUUAAGGAAGUGGAGAAAAUAGUUCCAGGUGCAAUGAAAAGAAUGAGAAAUAAAGAUGGUUUGACUCCUAAAGAAUUAUUCUAUUGGUCGCACAAAGGGUUGCACAAAGAAUCAGAAUCUGAAGUGAAAGUUACAGCAAAUACUUUAGUAGUGGUAGCAACUCUUGUGAUCACCUUAGGGAUCACCGCAGUUUUGACCCUUCCCGUUAAGGAUAUUGAGAGUAAAGAUACUCCUAUUUUUGGGAGGAAGACAUGGUAUACGUUAUUUUAUCUAUCAAUUACAUCUGGAACAUGCUUAUGUGCGGCAUCUAUGUUCUGCUAUGCUUCAGUUAUUCUUCCUUCAAGUUGGGAACCAAAAGAAGAGUCUGUGUUCUCGCGGCAAACAAAGUUGAUAUUUGGGAAUGGGACACUUUUUGGGUCCAUUGCACUCAUGUUUUCUUCUAUUGGUUCUGGUUCCAUAUUGAUAUUUGACUUCAUCUCCAAUUGGAUCCUUUUUUCCAUUUCUGGACUUGGUUGUAUCGUAUUGCUUUUGCAUUUUGCACUUGACCAUAAACGAUGGGAUAGCUCUCUGCGCUUUGUGCUAUCCUUUUUCGUGCUACCUCCGGAGAAGCGACCAAGAUUGUUAUGGCCAAUCCAUAACAUCUAUGAAGCCUGCCACCCUUUGCCAAAGGAAAAAAAGAAAAAAAACAAGAACUUCAAUUAGUUAGAAUUAAACUAAAAUACAAGGUUGUGCUCAAGAGCUCUGGCUGUUUUUAUAUAAGAUGGGUAGUUUGUUUCUUAUUUUAAGACAGUAGUUUGUUGUGCAUGUGAUUCGUUUUCAUAUUAUGUACACCUUUUAUUCUUUUCACAUUUACAUCUUUCCUCGAUUGACCAA
Molecule: messenger RNA, 2225 nt
Organism: Cajanus cajan (pigeon pea)
Lineage: Eukaryota; Viridiplantae; Streptophyta; Magnoliopsida; Fabales; Fabaceae
Cellular component (GO): membrane
Molecular function (GO): protein binding
Source: RefSeq, a predicted model, not a curated record